CCGAAGACGCCGGUUUGACUCUCAUUCCUUGCUUGGAGGGCUAAGAUGCUGUCGAGGGGUACGAUAUAAAAAUGGAAGAAUGUGCAUAGAGCAUUCACUUUUGUAAAGAUAUCAAGCAAUUUGAUAGAAUGGCAGUUGAUCAUGAGGCCUCUUCUUCUUCAUCCUCUUCUGGUUGGAGUUUUGAAGUGUUCUUGAGCUUUCACGGCAAAGACGUUCGCACCAAUUUCGCCGAUUACCUCUUCCAGGACUUGGUUGGGGCUGGAAUUCGAACGUUCAGAGACGAUGAGGAGCUUAGCAAGGGAAAUGAAAUUGGGCCGGAUCUACUCGCUGCAAUCCAGCAGUCAAUAAUCUCCAUUCCCAUAUUCUCGAAGAACUAUGCUUCGAGUAAAUGGUGUCUCAAUGAGGUAAAGGAGAUAUCUGAAUGCAAAACUACAAGGAAUCAGAUCGUCUACCCCAUUUUCUACAAAGUUGAACCGACGGAUGUGCGAAACCAGACCGGCGGAUAUGCGAAGGCCUUUAAGGUACACCACAAGCGCUUCGACAAGACAACGGUCCAAAAAUGGCGAGAUGCUCUGAAAGAUGUUGGAAAAUUGGAUGGAUGGCAUUCGAAGGAAGACACGUAUGAAGGGAAAUUGGUAAAAGAAGUUGUCAAAAAAGUUUGGAAUACAUUGAACAAGAGACUUUUGCAUGUUUCUAACAAGCUAGUUGGAAUCCAAUCUCAUAUAGAAGAAAUGGUAACGCUAUUAGAUAUUAAAUCUGGCACCAAAAAAAUUGUGGGGAUCCACGGCCUCGGCGGAAUCGGAAAGACAACAAUCGCUAGGGUUGUCUACAACACAAUGCUUGCUCACUUUGAAGGAUAUACAUUUAUUGAAAAUAUUCGAGAGAAUGCUGAAAAACAUGGGAUUCAUUAUCUGCAAAACCAACUCAUCAAAGAUGUUCUGAAACAAGAAAAUCCAAAUAUUACUAAUGUGGAUACUGGAAUUAAAGUGAUUCAGCAAAGAUUCCACAAAAAAAAAGUUCUUCUUGUUCUUGAUGACGUGGAGCAAGAUAUUCAAGUAAAGUAUUUGGCUGGGGACCGUGAAUGGUUUGGUAUUGGAAGUAGGAUCAUUAUCACGAGCAGAAAUAAGGAUAUUAUAAUUGCUCCAAAAUCGGAUGCGAUUUAUGAGCCCAAGGUAAUGGCUCCAAAAGAUUCUCUUAAACUUUUUAGUCGUUAUGCGUUUGGAAGGGACUGGCCUCUAGAAGAUUAUUUGGAUCUCUCAAAAGCUAUAGUAAAAACUACUGGAGGACUUCCCUUGGCUCUUCAGGUUAUAGGUUCAUCUUUAUUUAAGAAGGAAAUAUCAAUAUGGAAAUGCAUGUUAAAGAAGUUGCAAAAAUUUCCCAAUAAUGAUGUUAUGAAAAGCUUGAAAAUAAGUUAUGAUGGAUUAGAAGAUGCGCAGCAACAAAUGUUUCUUGAUACUGCUUGUUUUUUCAUCGGAAUGAAUAAAGAAAUUGCAUGUCAUAUAUGGGAAGGGUGUGGUUUUUAUUCUCAAGUAGAACUUGAUGUUCUUUGUGUGAAGUCUUUGAUAAUGAUAAGUGAAGAUGGUAAGCUAAGGAUGCAUGAUAUUCUUCGGGAUCUUGGAAGGGAUAUUGUUCGUCAAGAGAGCAUAAAAAAGCCAGGGGAGCGUAGUCGAAUAUGGUUUCAAGAGGAAGUCUUGGAUGUAUUGGUUAACCAGAUGGGAACAAGUAAAUGUGAAGGACUCAGUAUUGACUUCAGCAGUGGAUCAAGGAGCCAAUGUUUGAUGAGUGAUGGAUUUGCUGCAAUGACUGAACUAAGGUUACUCCAACUUGAUCAUGUACAAUCUUCUGGGAACAUCACCAACUCUUUUUCAGAACUAAGAUGGCUUAGUUGGAGAGGAUGCCCUGACCAAUUUGCGCUAACCAAUUUUUGUCCACAAAAUCUGGCUGUUCUUGAUCUAUCAAAUAGUGAGAUUACAGAAAACUGGAUGGGUUGGAACUGCAUCAAGAAGGCAGGAAAACUAAAAGUUCUAAAUCUGACAUCUUGUCAUCAACUUUCAAGUAUUCCUGACAUUUCAAAAAAUGAACUUUUGGAGGUCUUCCCUCAACUUCAACACAUCUCAGGUUGCAAGUCAAUGGUAAAACUAUCAAGUUCAUCAGGAGGCUUAAGAUAUUUGGAGUCAUUACAUCUUCAUCAAUGCUAUAGACUAGAAGAAAUUGGACUCCCUGGAGGACUUCAACAUUGAUGGGCUCAAUAGAGCUAAAGACUUUAAAGCUUUAUUGUAGCAGUGUCAUAUCCGAUUUUGAAGGUGAGGGGCUGGACCCUUUGGAGGUGUUGGAGACACAGCAUUGUGAAUCAUUAAGAAAAAUACCAAAUCUGCCAGAUUCGAAAAGGCUGAGGAAACUGAAAAUCAGUUAUUGUGGGGAAUUAUCUGAGAUUGAGUACCUUGAAGAUCAUGAAUCCCUACAAAAAUGAUCAAUUACAGGGACCACAUCAUUAAAAACAUUAUCAGAUAUCUCAAUCCUGAAGAACAUGAGCUAUUUAGGAAUCAUUGAGUUCCACUCGAUGGAAAGAUUACCUGAUCUUUCAAAUUUAAAAGAGUUGUGGGAAUUAGAGAUUGUGGAUUAUGGGAAGUUAACCGAAAUUUCAGGCCUUGACAGAUUGGAAUCCUUGGGGAAAUUGAAAAUUGAAAGAUGCAUAUCCAUAUAAAGAUUACUGGAUCUGUCAGAUGUAAGAAAUUUAAAGGAGCUAAAUAUUGAAUACUACAAGAAGCUAAUUGAGAUCAAGCUUGUAAUGGAUUGAAAUUUUUGGAACACUUGGAUGUUUAUGGGUGUAUAUCCUUGGAAAAAAUAUCAUCGGAUCUGACAAAGUCAAAGAAAUUGUUGAUAAUAAAGGAUGAAAUAGUAGCUGCACUGUGGCGCUGGUGCACCCAACGGGAGAUCUAACAAUUAUCAAACCUUCCACACAAUAUCAUAUAAUUGUACAUGAUAGAUUUUAUUCAAGGCUGUCAUGAGCAGAAAAGGGAGAGGCAGUUGCUUUGCUGCUUUCUCCAUGCUCUCUAUCCAGUGCUGUUGAAUUGCCGCCCAAGUGGAAGCCAAUUCACCAUAUUCCUCACUGCUACUCCGCAAUCUUUCUGUCACUUGCCUGGUCUUUCAAAAAUCUAAUUUUGUCAUGUUGGGUUUUGUUUCAAGGUUGAUUCUCUCUGUUGUCCUUGGAGUUGGCUUGCAAUUUGCAUCAAGAUUACAGAACUUUAAUGGCAGUGGGACUUACAUUCUUCAGUCAUCACCAAAGAAAGAAGUCAAUACAUCGAAAUUCAUUGCUGAAUACUUAUAUCGCAGUUGCUAAGAAGCCCUAGAAGAAAGGUUCACAAAGCAAUGGGGAGUCGAAUUCAUCCGCAGCAAAUUGAGGGUAGCCUUCUUUGUCGUUGGUCCUGUAUGUAUAUGAGGUUCAUGUCUCGUUUAUCUCAUGAUUACUGGGUAUUUUGUAUCUGAAAUGGCCAGCGGGUCAUAUUUUGCUUCCAUGUUUAUUGUUAAUUUGCUCCAUCAGUUCUUUAGCCACUGGGUCUUUCAAUGGGAAUGUUAAGACAUGUGACGGAAGGUUGCACACAACUUGUGCUCCUAGUUUCCCCCCGUGUCGUUCUAUUGGUAAUCUACAUAUUCUGAAAGAAUGCAUGAAACUCAAUAGUUGCAGAUUUAACGAUAUUUUUGAAUUUAAAGCCAUAGGUAAACUGAGAUGUACAUAAUCAAAACUAGCAUGUGCAACUGUUUGAGUUACAACACCAGAAGAUACGAAGUACAUCUGGUUGGCGGUUUCUUCUUGAUCCCUUUUCAUAUUUGGCAAGGGCGGAAUCAGAGAAGAUACGAAGGUAAAGGUAGAACUUCUAAGCUAGUUAUCUUUUUUCUCAAACGUGACUUCCAAGAAGCUAGUAUCUUAAUGGCCUCCAAAGUGAAAUCAGUUGAUGACCUGUUAAUUUCAAAGUAUCUUGGUGCAGUAAUCCACCCUUUCCCUCCGCAAAGAAUUAUAGAAGUUCAUUGGUGUUAGCCUGAAUUGGGAUGGACCAAGCUUAAUAUUGAUUGUUGUUCUCUUGGGGAUUUCGUGCCAUGCUUGUGCAGGUGGGAUUUUCAGAAAUUCAGCGGGUUCCCCCCAAGGUUGUUUCUCAAAUUCUUUAGGAGUUUAAAACUAAUUUCUCUGCUGAAUUCAGUGUUUUCUUCAUUGGGUUACAAAUAGCGAGGGAGAUUGAUAUUCAAAACUUAGGAAUUGAAUUGGAUUCCCAUGCAAUUGUGAUUUGUAUCUUGAAUCUCUGUCUCAUGGAGGUUUCUUCAACAAUGGAAUCACUCUGCUGAGUUUCUUUCUUCCAUCUCUUGGAAUAUAUCACAUUGCUUUAGGGAAGCAAAUUCAGCUUCUGAUUUGCUAGCAAAGAAAGGAGAAGAAAAUCAAGUUUUUUCAGUUUACUGGCCGAUGCACCCUCUGUAUAUUAGUCAUGAAAUCAGUUGGGAUGCCCAACUUCCAUUUUGAUAAUUAGUGGAUUUUUUCAAGAUGUUUGCAUAUUAGCUUCUUUCUAAGGUUUUCUGCUGAUGGCCAUGCCGAAGGUGGAACCUUAUUUAGAAGUUCUUUGAUCUUGUGCUCUGUUGAUGGCUAUGCCGAAGGUGGAAUCUUAGGAUCUAGUCUCUGUAAUUUUUUUAUUUUUUUCGUCUUGGUAUGCCUAGACAUUAUCCAUGUACAUCCAAUUUGUUUUAUUUAUUUAUUUAUUUUUAAUUUUUUAAAUUUUAAAUUUUAUUUAUUUAUUAUUAUUAUUAUUUUUAAUAUAUUAUUUUGCUGAUUUUUAGAAAAAAGAAAAGAAAAGAAAAGAGUUACAAUACCAUAAUUGAGUAACAAAAUUACAUCUGGAAAAUUGUGGAAGCCUGUUAUGAUCUUUUGACAUUGGCAUGGUAUGUUUCUGAAUAAGUGAGCUCUAAGCUAAGUAUUGGAUUUGUGUCCUUACUCGUAACAUGUGUUUCUUGAGUUUACACAUGGUAAGAAUGGGUGCAUAUUUUUAUUUGGGGAAUUGAGAUUGCAAUCCAUAAAUAAUUCAGCUGAAUCAUUUGUCUUUUAAGGUGUCUGUGGAAAGUAUAAUCUCCACUUUACUGUUAUUGAUGGUGCAGUGCAUCUUACUCUAAUCAUAUAUUUGUAAUUCAUCAAGCUCCAAAAAUCAUUAUUCAAGAAUGUAAGUCAUCAGGAAAGAUGUGAAGGUUGUUCCUCCUUUGUGAGAAGUAUUGCAAACUACUGUAGAUUGGAAAUAGGUUCCAUAUAUGCAUAUGCAGCUUAAAAUUUCAAACAAAUCUUACUGGAAAAGCUUAGAAUAGUGGUGAGUUAUACUAACAUGAGUUGUAUCCAAUAUGUUUCAUCAACUUGUAUUGUUCAUUAUUAAAAAUUGAAUGCACUAAUUAUGUACAUUUUAGUAUUCAUUUUUUUUCAUGUUCA
Messenger RNA from Macadamia integrifolia, 5455 nucleotides. Its product is annotated as disease resistance protein L6-like. Gene Ontology annotation, biological process: defense response; signal transduction. Lineage: Eukaryota; Viridiplantae; Streptophyta; Magnoliopsida; Proteales; Proteaceae. The record is from RefSeq and is a predicted model, not a curated record. The transcript has 9 exons. Bases 129 to 2240 code for a protein of 703 amino acids. Gene Ontology annotation, molecular function: ADP binding.